CUGAGCCUCGGCUCAUCGAUGUGCCCACACUGCGCAGCCGCAGUCGUUCCAGGACACAGAGAGCCGAAGAGGGGAGACGCAACAAUGGCCCUCGAUAAUUUAAUUUUCGGCCAGUGCAUUCUUUAUUUCUUAGCCUUCGUCUUCGGCUUCAUCGCCGUGGUUCCUCUGUCGGAGAACACGGAGGACUUCGGGGGCAGAUGUCUGCUGUUCACGCGCGGCAUGUGGCAGAACGAGAACAUCACGGUGUCGAAGCAGCGCUUCAUCGUGGAGGAGUGGGGCAGCGAGUCCUCCUGCAGCUUCAUCACUUUUGUGGGGAUCUCGUCCCUCAUCCUGUCCGCGGUGCAGGCCUGGCGGCUGCUCUUCUUCCUCUGCAAAGGACACGACGACUCCCUCUUCAACGCCUUCCUCAACCUGCUGAUCUCCUCCCUGGUGGUGAUCACAGUCUUCCUGUCCAGCACCAUCGUCAGCGUGGGGUUCAACAUGUGGUGCGACUCCGUCACGGAGGACGGCACGAUGCCGAGCAGCUGCGAGGAGCUGCAGGACACCGAUCUGGAGCUCGGCCUGGACAACUCGGCUUUCUACGACCAGUUUGCGAUCGCUCAGUUCGGGCUGUGGGCUGCAUGGCUCACCUGGCUGGGCAUCGCAGUGAUGGCCUUCCUGAAGGUCUAUCACAACUACAGACAAGAGGACCUGCUGGACAGCCUCAUCCACGAGAAGGACCUUCUGCUUGGCCGCUCCUCCCGACGCCACUCUGACCUCAAGACAGGCCUGAUCUAGAGACUAGAGGACGGACACACACACACACACACACACACACUCACUCGACCAGUCCUCUCUCUCCGACCAUGAGAAACACCAACGUUUGCCUCUGGAGACAAUCAAGUUAGCUUUAGCUCCCAAUGAUCAUGGAUCCGAUCGAACGGAAGGUUUUACAUCGGAUCUCCAAAGGAAAGUUCUCAAACAAAUGUCCCAGGGGUUGUUAAUGCUUGAGAAAUCUAUUUAGUUUAUUCAUCCACUGUGUGCAAACCUCUCACACACACACACACACACACACACAUACACAACCAUAGUUAAAGUCCAACAGUAUUAAAGCCAUCUAAGGAAAAGAACACACUGUUUUUCUCAGCUCAUGAAUUUCUAUUAAGCGCAGCAUUCAUGGCUGACGGCUCGUGUUAUCUUUGUGAAACUUCUGCAUGGACAUAAUGCAUGACACAUCAAUAGGGUGAUGGUUUUUAGAUGUAAAGGGAUGUUAUUUAGUUUGAUUUAUUUUUAGGAGACUUCUUUGCAUGCAGCUGCAAAGUAAAAAUAAAUAGAUAUGGCUGUUGCAGUGCAUUCAUACUUUAAUCAGCAGUUACAAAGAGUGUUUUAAGAAAAGGACAAAUUAUACUUCAGAACAUUUAUGUAUCGGGCAGAUGGUCUAAAAAAUGCUUUUAGCAAUCUGUGAGAUAAAAAAAAAAGAAAAAAACAUCCUAUGUUGCGCCAAAUAGUAACUCAGGCUUCUCUUCACACUUUAUAGGCAACAACCAAUAUCCGGUAUGACUGCGAGUAGACGCACAAAUGUCCCUGCAUGCACCUCUCCCUGUUGCAUACACAUCACACACUCGCAUAUUGCCAGAGAUUACAGGAAGAUAGCAAAUCAGCUCCUUGACCUUGAUAGGCAACGACAGUUUUAUUCAAAACAACCAAACUCACAAAGCGGUCGGAGCGAAGGAAACCUUCCAUAAAGGCACUUCUUACAAAGUGGCCAUAACCUUUUGGACAGGCGAGAAAUGCAGCAUCUAAGCUCAACGUGUCUAUGCAGGACAUGAGUUCACUGGGUAUUGUUUUAUUGCUCAUGACAAUGUGGUUUGACAGUACAGAGCAGAGUGUGUUUCUUCUUCUACACAGGCGUGUUCGCCGGAUAUUGCUUUGACAUUCAAACGCAAAACCUCAAAUACAACGAUUUCCCUGAAACCUGUUAUAUAAAGAUGUUUUACUGGGAACCAUGUCAUGAGUGUUAUUGCCGAUAUCGAGAGGUCUCUGGAAUCUCUGUGCCUGAUGAGUCCUAGAAUCCAUUUGUGUGAUUUCUGUCUGUUUUGUUUGUUGUUGCUUCAUUCGAUAAAGGGAUUCGCUAAAUAACAUACAGAAUCAUCAUCAA
Messenger RNA from Pseudoliparis swirei, 2137 nucleotides. RefSeq names its product transmembrane protein 179. The transcript has 4 exons. The record is from RefSeq and is a predicted model, not a curated record. Lineage: Eukaryota; Metazoa; Chordata; Actinopteri; Perciformes; Liparidae. The coding region runs from base 19 to 777 and encodes 252 amino acids.